AACCCAAUGACAGAUGAGUUUCUAUUUCAAGACAAUAAGAACCAUACUGUCUGUGUAAAUCCAACAAAAGGAACUUUAAACGAGAAACCUAUAGAUGAACUUCUUUUGAAAGCAGAUGUUGAAAAGAAAGCUGACAAAGAGUAUGUCAUUGAAAAAGUUCAAGAAGAACAUGACAGAGCAGAUGCAACAUAUGCAACAAAAGCAGAUGUUGACAACAAAGCUGACAAAGAGUAUGUCAUUGAAAAAGUUCAAGAAGAACAUGACAGAGCAGAUGCAACAUAUGCAACAAAAGAACAUACUCAUCCUGAACUAGCAGACAAAACAUAUGUUGACAAUAAAAUGUCAAGUGAAGUGACAAGAGCUGAAAACGAAUAUUCUAAAAAGACUCAUACACAUACCAUUGCAAAUAUUACAAACUUACAAGAAACCUUAAACAGGAAAAGUGACGUUGGACAUACACAUACCAUUGCAAAUAUUACAAACUUACAAGAAACCUUAAACAGGAAAAGUGACGUUGGACAUACACAUACCAUUGCAAAUAUUACAAACUUACAAGAAACCUUAAACAGGAAAAGUGACGUUGGACAUACACAUACCAUUGCAAAUAUUACAAACUUACAAGAAACCUUAAACAGGAAAA
Molecule: messenger RNA, 640 nt
Organism: Trichomonas vaginalis G3
Lineage: Eukaryota; Parabasalia; Trichomonadida; Trichomonadidae
Product: phage tail repeat-like family
Exons: 1
Source: RefSeq, a predicted model, not a curated record